CCUCGACAGUCACCUUUCGAAGCCUCCAAAAUCGUCACACAUCGAGAUAGCAAUUGAUAUUUACUCUUUUAAACUAAUUAAACACCUUAAAUCUUCUCCUAUAUAAUUCAUACAUACAACAAAUAGGUAUUAAUAAUCAAAUUAUCACUCAGAGAAUAAUAAAAGAUGAGAAACAAAUUGUCAAAUAUACAUACAACACGUAACUAUUACCAGCAGAUCAUGUAUUCAAGCGUCAUUGCUGUCGGCAUUGUUACCAACUGAAACUGUGCCGACAUUGAAUUUGGAAAAAGUCGUUAUUUAUUUGGUGUUUAUCUUCUAAGUCUGAAUGUCAACAUGGAUUCAAUACGGAAGAAUACUUUAAAUUUCACAAAUGAUGGUGAAUUCACUACCAGUUAUUUACAUUUAAAGGAAAAUCAACUACUUCAAACACAAGAUCUUGCUCCUGAUGAAAUGUCUCGUAGAUUAAAUUUAUUAUUAGAAGCUAUUAAUGAAACUGCAGCUGAGAAUGAAAUUCUCAACAAAAACCUCUCAAAAUUCUUGGCUUCUUUGGAUUUGGAACCUCAACAACUAUCUAAAGAAAUAACUCAAGGUUUAGACAAAAUUCAAGCUAUUAUUCAGAAGGAAAAUCUAUCAGAGAUAGAUGAAACUUCAAUGUUAAUAAAUUUACAUCAAAAAAAAAUAGACGAGCUGAAAAAAAUUCGAGAAGAAAGACAAUUGAAGAAAAAAUAUGAAGAUCUUUAUAAUGAAUACUCUCUUCUUCAAGAGAAAUUGAAUACUCUUCAAGGCAAAGUAAAUAAUUUAACAGAAAUAAUAGUUUCUUCGAAAGAAGGUAAUGAAAGUGAAAGCUCAAAUAUAAUUCACAAGACAACGAAAUUAAAUGAUUACAAAUGCGUCUAUAAAAGUUUGGAGGAUGAAUUAGCAAAUUUAAAAGUGACCGAAGAUUAUGCUCAAAAUAUUCUUGGUAAGUAUAAGCAGUACAUGCAAACUUCCGGAGAAUUAGCUGAUAUUAAUGAAUCAUUGAGUCAAUAUGGGGACUUACCAGCUGAUAUUUUGCAAGCAAAAGCUGUUGUUGAACAACUCGAAAAACGUCGACAAGAAGUCAAGCGCUUACUUGAUGAAAAAAUGAAUUAAAUUUUGUUAUUACUAUUAAUUUCAAUUCUUCAGUAUUAUUUUAUAUUUUUCCAUGCUUCUCAGUUUAGACAUACUUUUUUUACGAAUACAUUUUUAAUAAUUAUCAAUAUAAUACUCUAGACC
Messenger RNA from Chelonus insularis, 1254 nucleotides. RefSeq names its product protein NETWORKED 1B-like. The transcript has 2 exons. NCBI's taxonomy places the organism in Eukaryota, Metazoa, Arthropoda, Insecta, Hymenoptera, Braconidae. Bases 334 to 1131 code for a protein of 265 amino acids. The record is from RefSeq and is a predicted model, not a curated record.